AUGAUCAAGGAGGUCCUGCGCUGCCAACCGACGGUGCCCAUCGUCCCACCCCACCAGCUCACCGAGUACCUGGCGUUCGACGGCUACCUCAUCCCCGCCGGCACGUGCUUCUUGAUCAACUCGAUCGGGCUCUCGCGCGAGUUCGACGACGCCCACGAAUUCCGGCCCGAGAGAUGGAUGGACGGCGCCGGCGCCGGCACGAUACCCAACUUCUGGGGGUUCGGGGGCGGCCGUCGGAUCUGUGUCGGCUGGAAGGUGGCGGAGCAAGCCCUCUUCGUUGCCUUUUCGCGUCUGCUGUAUUGCUUCGAAUUGCGUCCGAUUGGGCCCAUCGACGACGAGAUACUCAACCCAUCAAGCCCUUCUUUUAUCUUUUCCCCUUGA
Molecule: messenger RNA, 381 nt
Organism: Verticillium alfalfae VaMs.102
Lineage: Eukaryota; Fungi; Ascomycota; Sordariomycetes; Glomerellales; Plectosphaerellaceae
Exons: 2
Coding region: 1-381 (126 amino acids)
Molecular function (GO): iron ion binding; heme binding; monooxygenase activity
Source: RefSeq, a predicted model, not a curated record